UGCUUAUGAAUUCAAUAGAGACUUAAAAAGAUGGGUAUUAAGUUUCCCAGGGGGUAGUAUCUAAAAUAAUGUUCACAAUUAAUCCUAGCCGCUGUUCAGGUCUGUCUGUCAUUGAAUCCCGACAUCACAUUCAGGUUCCAUGAUGCUAUCCCGGCAACUUUUACUCAUCUGUGUCCUUUCUACAGUGGCACUGCAUAACUUUGCUGUACAAGGUUCAAGUACUACUGAAACUCCAACCGAGGCAACUUCAGCGUCAUCUGAUAGCUCAACCGCUGCAGCCGCUGCUUCUUCAACUGCAUCAUCUGAUAGUACAACGGCUGGUGGUGCAGCUACCACAACUGGUGGUGCCGCUACUACAGCUGGUGGUGCCGCUACCACAACUGGUGGUGCAGCUACCACAACUGGUGGUGCCGCUACCACAACUGGUGGUGCCGCUACCACAACUGGUGGUGCCGCAACCACAACUGGCGGUGCCGUUACCACAACUGGUGGUGUCGCUACUACAGCUGGUGGUGCCACUUCUACAGCUGGUGUUGCUGCUACUACAGCUGGUGUUGCUGCUUCAACUGGAAAUUCAACCGGAUCAUCUCAACAACAAGACAGCAGUGGUUGUAUAUACUACAUCAAUGGAGCCCUGCUUAUCGCCUCUCUCGUUAUGGCCAGAUUUUGGAUGAGCAACUGAUGCAGUUUUCCUUAUCUAUCUAGCUGUUAUAACUAUGCAAUGAAACCAAUGAAAAUGACCGCUACAAUGUAGUGCGAUGACUCUUACAAAUUGUUUUUACCGUCAAAUUUUGUUGCCAUAGCAUCAACUGUUUUUAUUUUUUACACAUUUCGCCUAGAUAACGGCCGUCAGGUGAGCAGAAAAAAGAAAAAAAAAAAAGAAAACUUGCUCAUCUGACUAACUUUUGUAAAGCGGAGAUGUUGAUUGCUUUGUUACAAUGUAUUUCUGAAUAAAUUUAAUAUUCUUUUUACUUGAAA
This is a messenger RNA of Magallana angulata, 978 nucleotides long. Its product is annotated as Golgi-associated RAB2B interactor protein 3-like. The record is from RefSeq and is a predicted model, not a curated record. The transcript has 4 exons. NCBI's taxonomy places the organism in Eukaryota, Metazoa, Mollusca, Bivalvia, Ostreida, Ostreidae. The coding region runs from base 140 to 682 and encodes 180 amino acids.